AUGUCGACACCUAGCAUAUCGCGAACUUGCACACAGUGCCUACGAGCAUCCAAAAUCGCGAUCCAAACGACCCCAACACUCUCAGCAUCGCGACGAAGCUUCCAAACCUCGGCGCCACUCUACCUCGACUUCCUCGCUCCGUCAUGGCAUAAUCAACCCAUAUCCGCCUCGCCUUCGCCAGCACAACCACGAAUCCCAAGAUUGCGCCAUGAAACCCCUGCAUCACAAAGGCGCUCCAUCUCCGCCACAUCGCGCCGCUUCGCAAAAGCCAUCAUCAACCCACGAACCUCCUCCUCCGGCGAACCCAUGACCAUAACCAUAACCCCCCGGGCCGCGCACCGCCUCGAAAAGAUCUCCUCAACCGACUCCAACCCCGACCUUGCGCUGCGCGUUUCUGUCGAAUCAGGUGGAUGCCACGGGUUUCAAUACCUCAUGAGCCUGGUCUCCGCGAAAGAUGUUGAUCUGGAGGAGGACACGGUUUUUGAGGAGGAAGAGGUGCAUGGGAAGGAGGGCAGUUAUAGGGCGAAGGUGGUGAUGGAUGAGCCGAGUUUGGAGUUGUUGAGGGGGAGUCGUGUGGAUUAUACGAUGGAGUUGAUUGGGAGUCAGUUCAAGGUUGUGGGCAUACCCGGGGCGAAGAGUUCGUGUGGGUGUGGGACUAGUUUUGAUAUUGCGGCGUGA
Molecule: messenger RNA, 678 nt
Organism: Fulvia fulva
Lineage: Eukaryota; Fungi; Ascomycota; Dothideomycetes; Mycosphaerellales; Mycosphaerellaceae
Product: Iron-sulfur assembly protein 2
Exons: 1
Coding region: 1-678 (225 amino acids)
Biological process (GO): iron-sulfur cluster assembly
Cellular component (GO): mitochondrion
Molecular function (GO): 2 iron, 2 sulfur cluster binding; 4 iron, 4 sulfur cluster binding; iron ion binding
Source: RefSeq, a predicted model, not a curated record